Messenger RNA from Neospora caninum, 4290 nucleotides. RefSeq lists its product as hypothetical. The transcript has 7 exons. Bases 1 to 4290 code for a protein of 1429 amino acids. NCBI's taxonomy places the organism in Eukaryota, Apicomplexa, Conoidasida, Eucoccidiorida, Sarcocystidae. Gene Ontology annotation, biological process: endosome to lysosome transport; regulation of autophagosome maturation; endosomal transport. The record is from RefSeq and is a predicted model, not a curated record. Gene Ontology annotation, cellular component: endolysosome membrane; late endosome.
AUGUGGUUUUGGGGAGGAGGAAGUGGAGGCUUCUCCACGGGAGCUCUGAAAGACGCCGGCAGCCACCAUGGAUCGAGCAAGCACGACUUCUACACUGAAGGACAUCUGCAGGACUUGUUUGAUUCACUGCAUGCAUUCGAGACGAUCGAUGAUCGCAACCGAGAUGCAGCCGUGGAAAUUCUGCGUCAAAUUGCGGAACUUUUGGCGUGGGGAGAGCGCCACAAAAACGAGGCCUUCUUCGACAUCUUCUGCGAACAAAAUAUUCUUUCCUAUUUCGUCGACAUCGUCAGCCAGCCUCGAGUGGCCAACGCAGUCAAAGUCCAGCUUCUCCAAACCCUCAGCAUUCUCGUACAAAACACCCACCGAAAAACAGCUGUCUAUUACCUCUUCAGCAACAACUACUUAAAUACGCUUCUCAGCACGACGUACGACUUCAGCAAUGAGGAGGUGGUUGCGUGGUAUGUGUCGUUCAUCAAGGGGCUCUCGCUCCUCGUGAACCACGACACAGUCAAGCUCUUUCUGAAUCGACGAGCGCCCAGUUUUCCGGUCUUCAGCGAGGCUGUGAAAUUCUUCAUCCACAGAGACUCUAUGGUGCGAACUCAUGUCCGGACUGUCACGCUCAGCAUCUUCAAAAUCCGCGAACCCAUCGUCGAAGAGUUCAUCGUCAAGCGCUCGGCCUUUUUCUCGCACAUUGCGUGCUAUCUGCGUGUGCAGUGGGCGGAGCGCUGUCGCAGCCUUCGCGCCUGCCGUAGACGCUCCUCUUCCGGUUCGCUUCGGCCGCACCUGUCGCCUCGCAACCCCGCUUCUUCACCCGGUGCGUCUCGCUCAGCGGCAGGGACCACAAACACGGCGUGGACAGCGUCCAGUCUGUCGUCCCUUCGAAGUGGAUUUGCAGAGUGCGAAGAAUUCCUCUAUUACAUUCAAGACAUCUUUGGCAUCGGGGUCGAGGCGUACAACGCGAUCCUCGUUGAACGCCUCCUUCUCUACACCUACUUGCCUGUUCUCGUCGGCUGCCUGUGUCGAGCGACGCCACCUGUGGCAACUGUUCGACGCUUCGCCUUUCCCGAUGGUCAGCCUACGUCGACUGUCUCUACACCCGGCGGAGGCGACAGGGCGCGAGGGAAUGGCGGAUGCUGUCCCUCGUCGCUUGCUCGUCGUCUGCUCCGCCGCGACGGCGCAACUGACCCAUCUAGCCGGGAUCUGAGACGUCGCUCGGACGGCCGAGAAGCUCAUGAUUCCCAGACGUCCUGGCCACUUCCUUUCCCCUCGACUCGGCAUCCGAGAACGCCUCCCAGCUCUUCAUCUGUCCUUCCCCAGACUCCCUCGCCCUCUACCUGUCGCCCGAGGCCCAGAAGAAAGGAUCCUCGUCAAUCGCCUUCUUCUCCGUCUUCUCCUCCAUCGUCGUCUUCAUCUCUGUCAUCUUCUGCUCCAUCUUCUUCUCCAUCCUCUUGUCCCUCGUCCGUUCUGGCAUCUUUUUCGAAACGAAGCCGACAAAGGGGACGAGACGAGCGCCUGGCGUCCCGCGAGUUCUCGCGGUCUCGCCAUCGCGACAGCAGCACGAGUCGAAGCAGGCGGUCGACGACGCUCGACGCAGAUGGCAAGGAGCCUCUGUAUUCUCCGAAAGGGGGCGAAAAAACCCACCGCCACCGCCUGCGCAAAGCGCCGUCGUCUCGAACGGACAAGCAAGUCUCUGCGACAGACCCAUCGAUGUCACAAGGUCCAGGACAGAAGCCGAGCGAGAGGGAGACGUCGCAAGCGGCCAGCGAAGAUGAAGAACCGAGAGAGAGGCGAGGCGACGGAUGCGAGAAGAUAACGUCCGAAACACGGCAGCAAGCAGAAGCAAGAGGCGCAGAGGGUCAAAGCCAAAGAGGACUUGACAAUCUCGACCGUCACGGCGACAGCCGCUUUGUGGAGCAGGAAGAAGGGAGGCACCGGAAGCGUCGAGCCGACGCCAAGCUGGAAGUGACCACGACUUCCCUCAUAGGCAAGGGGAGAAAGCGAGAAGACAGGAAUGACUCGGGACAGCCUGCAGAGGCAGGCGAGUCGCCAGAGUGUGUGGAACAAGACGCGGGGCGCGACGGCGAAACGCUGGAGAGAGAGAGAGGGACGGCGAACGAGACGCGUGGGAGAGGUGGCCUUCGCGAGGAAAAGGAGACAGAGUCAUCUGGACUGCCCUCAAGCGCAGAGGAACGGCGGCGUGAGUCUGUGGACGCUCCGCGAGACGCCUCGAGGGCUGCGUCGAGCAGCGUCGAAUCGCGGCGAGCUCAAAAGAAACAACAGGAGAGACGAAGCCCGAGGGACGAAUCCGGGGAGCGUCUGGAGGGUUCUCUACCCUUCUCCUUUGCGUCGUAUGCCUCGCCAGGCCGCGCAUGCAAAUCUGGACGAGAGAGUGUGGGGAGCGGUCCCGAUGCACCGGGAGAUGACACCCAACAGCUCGUGGCGCUCUACCUGCUUACCCAGUCGUUCCAAACGAUCCAGAACCCCGAUCUUCUGCGGCCUGUUCUCGCUCUUCUUCUCCUCCCUCGCGUGCCGGCGUCGCUCCUGCGUCUUUGUUCUUCUCAGUCGCCUGCGACGCCCGCUACGUAUGUGGCGUUGGAGAACCCGGCGCAGUGCGCAGGAAGGGUGGAUCUAUUUUUGCCUGAGGACGAGGCCUGCGGAGAGGCGGAACGCGCGGGAGAGACAGAGGCCAGAGAGCGCGAAGUUGAGCUCGGCCGUCGAGGCGAUCCGGGGGGACGAGGAGGAAGAAGGGGAUCGGCGGAGGACGAGGGAAACGGAUCGAGACGAGACGGGAUGGGGGCCGAGUCGCAACUCGGCUCUGCCUGGACGGCGACCGAGGGAAAACAGACACAGGGCCGAGAAGACAGUGGAGGGAGUCGGAAAGGCGCGACAGCCAGAGCUGAGGAAGGGCUGGAGCCGAGUCACGACAAGCAAGGCGAGACCAGCCAGACCCCAACGUUGACAGAUGCUGAGCACGAGGAGUUCCAAGACCCCAGUGGGUCGCGUUCUGCGUCAGCGUCGCGCCCGCCUCUCUUCGCUUCCUUCUCAUUCCAGCGGGGAGGCAGCUUGUCGACUGGCCGACAGACCCCAGAGGGCGGUCGCGAGGGAGAGGGCCUUCUCGCGCAGUCUCUCAGCCGAAGGGACGACGCCGGCGCUUCGCGGCGUGCCUCGUGUUUUUUUUUUUCUUCGCCGCCCACAAAGCCGAGGAAGACUGCCUCUCUCAGCUCUCUCCGAGCCUCGAGGGCCUUUGGGUUCAUGCAGGCCUGCUCGGGGCGAGGCGCUGCAGGGGCGGGGAGGCAAAGACGAGCCGAGGAUGGCGAUGACGCGCCGGAAGGAAGUCGCAGAAGUGGGCCGAGUUUCGCCGAAGAGGCGGGAAACGAUCAAGGGGACGACCGAAACGAGGGCUCCGGCAGCUGCCCUCGGCUCCAGUCCCCUUUCGGUGCGUCUGAAAGCGAGCGAGAAGACUUCACGGCGUCGUUUCCCUCCGCAGCUUCGAUUGAUGCCGCGACUUCCCAGUCGCUCUCGUCUGCGGCGCUCAUCGCCUCUCGGCGACCGGUUCUGCAGCUCGCGCAGAAACAGAUCCAACGCGCAUUCGAGGAGCACGUUUGCUUCCCGUCUUCGGGUGACGAAGCGCCCUGCGCGUCAGGUGCGGGGCGAAGGCGACGACCUCGGGGACGGGAGAGGCCUGCGCGGGAGACCGUCUCGGCCGUGUGGGGCGUGCCUCGCGAAAAGACAGGAGACAGAGAAGAGGCGAACGCUGCGACAGAAGACCCGCAACAAGCGCGACGCGAACGCAGACAGGGCGGGCCGCGCCGAGAGCAGUUUGCAGGAAACGGUCUUGCCCGAGAAGACAGUGAUGACACCGCGUGGGUAGCGAAUCCGUAUCGGCGGUCGCUGGAACAGUUUGUCGGCGCGGAUUCUGCGCUGAGGCGACGGGACACGGCAAUUCUACUCGGCGGCACUCUGCUGCAUGCAGUUCUCUCCCACCCAGCAGUCACCUCGUUUCUUUCUCGUUUCGCAGGUCUUCUUGCAAAAUGCCGGAGUGCUGCCUUCUCUGCGCCCAACGAGAAGUCGAAGCGUGUAAGUGCAUGCUCCCUUCUCUUGGGCUGUUUUUCUUCUUCGGCCUCUGUGUCUCUAGCUGUGCCGGGCUCUUCUCAUGAAAGAGCUCUGCAUGCGCCGACUGACUGCUGUUCGGAUGGCAGUUCGGCUUUCCUCGCUUUUGUUUUGCCUCCUGUCUCUCCCGGGGUUCAAAUUCAACACCGGAGAGGCGCCCACUGCCCAGAUGGCGAUUGA